Messenger RNA from Aspergillus bombycis, 579 nucleotides. RefSeq lists its product as uncharacterized. Gene Ontology annotation, cellular component: membrane. The transcript has 3 exons. The record is from RefSeq and is a predicted model, not a curated record. NCBI's taxonomy places the organism in Eukaryota, Fungi, Ascomycota, Eurotiomycetes, Eurotiales, Aspergillaceae. Gene Ontology annotation, biological process: mitochondrial respiratory chain complex I assembly. Bases 1 to 579 code for a protein of 192 amino acids.
AUGAGUCCGGUGAAUAGUCUGUGGUUCAAGUGGAAGAGCCUUCGAUUGCCGUGGCGAAAAUCCUUCCUCGUCGGAACGGAUCUCUCCGGAAACACAUUCUGGGAAUUUAAAGAUGCCCUGAAUGCUGCGCGAUACCGACGGAUCGUCAAGUUCAAUCCUAAAACCCAUUACGCAGAUGUCCAAGUGAGCCCACAAUGGCACCAAUGGCUCCGCUACGUCCGAGCCGAACCACCCUCCGUCCAAGAACAACAACAAGAUGUCCUCCGCCAGAUUCAAAUCAAGCAAUUGGCCCGGCUAGCUGAUGAGCGCUGGGCCAGCAAGCCCUCCUACCUCGACAUGCCACAAACCAAACAACCAGCGCCAGCAACCCAAACUACAGAUGCGACCAUGAAUGCAUCCACACAGGGCAGCAACACCUCCCCUCCACCCCAACAGAAAGAAGUAGAGAAUGUCGAGCGCCCGCUACUAAAAAGGACCCCUGGGCUGCAGCUCGAGGAGCUUCUAGCCAGGGGUGGGAGCCGCAGUCCUGGACACCGAAACCGUCUCAAAGAUGAGGUUGAAGGACGGGAUAGAAAUUAG